Molecule: messenger RNA, 1483 nt
Organism: Cyclopterus lumpus (lumpfish)
Lineage: Eukaryota; Metazoa; Chordata; Actinopteri; Perciformes; Cyclopteridae
Product: probable G-protein coupled receptor 34
Exons: 3
Coding region: 335-1483 (382 amino acids)
Biological process (GO): G protein-coupled receptor signaling pathway
Cellular component (GO): membrane
Molecular function (GO): G protein-coupled purinergic nucleotide receptor activity
Source: RefSeq, a predicted model, not a curated record
ACUUCAGCAUUUGUCUGUGUCCUCUCGACACACUUCUUCACAGAGAGGGCACUAACUACGCAGAGCUGUUCUCAUCUGAACUUUAAGUAUUUGGAAUAUGGACAACAGCGGAAUGUUGAACACACAAUGACAGAACGAAGCGAUCAUGAACUUUAUGAGGACCGCAUAUUGUACACGUUCAGUUCAAGGGAAUAAACGGGAGUGACCAGGAGGAAAAGAAAAAGAGAAAAAAAGAGAUACGACUCUCCAGCAGAGUUUAUGUGCAAGAAGAAACAAGAGCGAACAUUUCCUUUAUGGACUUCAAUGACUGGGACUGAGGACCACAAAGACCACCAUGACAAAAAACAUCUCCGCCCUGUCUGCGUUCCAGACUCCAAACAGCUCUUUUUCUCUCAUAAAGACCGGCGAGAUGAACGUCACCACGACCCAACCAACCUGCGUGGAUUACGCCUCACUGCAGAGCCUGUUGGCGGUGCUCUACACGAUAAUCUUUGUCCUGGGUCUCGUUGGGAACCUGGUGGCUCUGUUGGUCUUCUUCUGCGUCCACGCCAAGAAGAACUCGGUGCGGGUGUUUCUCAUAAACAUUGCUUUUGCCGACCUGCUGCUGGUGGUGUGUCUGCCAUUCAGGAUACUCUACCACAGCCAAGGCAACGUCUGGACCCUGGGUCCCACCUUGUGUAAAGUGGUGGGAAACCUCUUCUACAUGAACAUGUACAUCAGCGUCACGCUGCUGGGGUUGAUCAGCGUGGACCGCUACCUGAAGAUCCAUCGAGGCUCGAGGGUGCAGCACAGGCUGCGGUCCACCAGGUGGAGCACUGGCCUCUGUGCAGUGGUCUGGAUCGUGGCCUUCGCUUUGACUUCUGUGUUCCUGAUGUCAAAGAAUCACUCACAGUUGGACAGGUGUUUCCACUACAAGGUGCUCCAGAAGGCGAAGUGGAAAGCCUACGUCAACAUGGGCAUCCUGGCCGUCUUCUGGCUCGUCUUCAUCUCUCUGGUGGUGUCUUAUGGGAAGAUCGCCCUCAAGCUUCUGAGAGCGUCGCAGGAGAAACCGGACCUGCCCAAUGCCUCCCUCUACACCCGAACUGCCAGGAAGUCCUUCUUCAUCCUCUUCCUCUUCACGGUCUGUUUCGUCCCCUAUCACAUGGUCAGGGUGUUCUACAUAAAGACCCAGAUCACAGACACGUCGUGUUUCUGGCGGGGCGUUGCCGACAAAGCCAACGAGGUGGCUCUGCUGUUUUCGGCCCUCAACAGCUGCCUGGACCCCGUUAUGUACUUCCUGUUAUCCUCUUCGGUGAGGAAGGAGGUGCUGCGCCUGGUGGGCAACAUGUUUUGUAUGCGCGAUGUCGGUGGAGUCAGCGGGAGCAGCUCCAGUGUCGAGCUGGACGGCAAGAGCGGGCGGGCGAGCAGAGGGCCGGCCGCCAUCAGCUUCAGCAGCCAUUUGAAGGAGAAGACAACGACUGAAUCCAGCCGAGCCGGAAUGUGA